CUGAGAGAUGUGAACGCAAACCUAUGUUGCGUGUUGUGCAGCGGCUACCUAGUUGACGCAACCACCAUCAUCGAGUGUCUCCAUACCUUUUGUCGUAGUUGCAUUUUGAGGUACCUGGAGUCCAGCGACACCUGCCCUGUUUGCGAUGCCUCCGUGCACCCCGCUGAUCCAACCAUGGGCAUCAAAGCGGACAAGACCUUGCAAGCGCUGGUUUACAAAAUUGUUCCCGGCUUGUACCAGAGUAAGUCAAGA
Helobdella robusta is the source of this 252-nucleotide messenger RNA. RefSeq lists its product as hypothetical. The record is from RefSeq and is a predicted model, not a curated record. Gene Ontology annotation, molecular function: promoter-specific chromatin binding. Gene Ontology annotation, cellular component: PRC1 complex. The annotation marks the transcript as partial. Lineage: Eukaryota; Metazoa; Annelida; Clitellata; Rhynchobdellida; Glossiphoniidae. Gene Ontology annotation, biological process: negative regulation of transcription by RNA polymerase II. The transcript is spliced from 3 exons.